This is a messenger RNA of Pleurotus ostreatus (oyster mushroom), 459 nucleotides long. RefSeq lists its product as uncharacterized. The coding region runs from base 1 to 459 and encodes 152 amino acids. The transcript has 3 exons. The record is from RefSeq and is a predicted model, not a curated record. NCBI's taxonomy places the organism in Eukaryota, Fungi, Basidiomycota, Agaricomycetes, Agaricales, Pleurotaceae.
AUGCUUCAUUCGCUCGGCUUUUGCACAGUCAACAACCGACCAGUUAAGAAAUAUAAGGGGCAGACCCCGGAUAGCUCCUCGCACCCCAGCCGGCCGUCCUUCGAUGAGGACGCCGCCGCGCUGGAAACUGCAAUUCAGGAGGCACCGAGAGACCACAGUACUGCGAAGAGACAUGCCCUCAUACGUGAUGGCUAUAGGUGUCUGAUCACGGGGCGAUAUGACCGCGCGGCGGAAAAGAAGCUUGAUAUUACGCCGGAAGAGCUUGUCGCAUACGGCGGCCUCAUUGCCACCCAAUGCGCUCACAUCAUCCCCAUCCCUGCCUCCACGCAUUUCGACGUCAACAUUACUAGGAAACCGACCCCAGCAAAUAUAGCAAAUCCUGCCUCGGGGCCAAUACACGUAGGGUUAUCCAUGCUCGGAGAGAAUACCACGACCUUCAAAGCUUUGUCAGACAAUUAG